This is a messenger RNA of Raphanus sativus (radish), 4149 nucleotides long. RefSeq lists its product as uncharacterized. Bases 1252 to 2559 code for a protein of 435 amino acids. The transcript has 2 exons. The record is from RefSeq and is a predicted model, not a curated record. Lineage: Eukaryota; Viridiplantae; Streptophyta; Magnoliopsida; Brassicales; Brassicaceae.
AAUUUCUAAACUAAUUCUAAAAAAUUCAUUUUUUCCUUUUAAUUAAUUUGACAUCAUUUAUUAAAAGUAGAAAAUUUAAUUUAUCUAUUUAAGUGUUUAUUACAUGUUCAUUUUUCAAUCUUUAUAAAUACUUUAUUUAUUUUACGUGUUAACCAUAAUAAUUUCACAGGUUUGAAUGAAAUUGUUUUAUCUGUAACAAAUAUUCAAACAAAUUAACAAAUUUUAAAAUAAUUAGUUAGGCAUGGACAUCUAAGUAUUCACUUGAGUAUGAAUCAAUUUUUUAUAUCAGAUUUUUUUCGGUUUUAAAAUUAAAUUCCAUUCAGAUAUUACAAUUUUUUUGACUGAAAAAUGGUUAAAUUCGAAUCUAUUAAAAAUACAGACCUAACGUCCUGAUGAGAGGUGCUGUCGACGGAUGAAUUCUUUCUCGGAUAUUCAAAUAAACCAUAAACAUGAUCUCAUAUCUUCGUAGCCAUAUGUGGAGUUAAUAAUUUCGCAAUAGAAAAGAGUUGAUCCUAACCUAAAUAUUAUAAUUUUUUAGACAGUCGGACUCUUCUAGAUCCGAAUAUGUUCAUAGGUACCUAAAAAUAUCCAUAAUAUCGGUGUUUAAAAAAUUAAACAAUUUUCUUUAAAAAAAACAAAAAAAAAUCAAAGGCCCACACGUCAAGUUUUUAAUACAUCGACUUGGUGCUAUGAGGGCUUAACCCAAGUUAUUCCAUUUCCUCUUAAUCAAUUUGGCUAUAUUAUUAUGGUUAACCGAAAACAUGUUCGGUUUUGCAAUAAAUGUAAUCGUAUUUUGCCUUAUUGAAAACGCGCAUUCCUAGUGGCCAACAAGGUAAUUUCACUUACGUUCGUUUGUCCGUAUAACUAAUUAAUUUUUUUUUUGAGAAAAUGUGUAUUUAAAUACCAAACUAUCUCAAAUUCUCUAAAAAAAUACAAACGUUGCACUAGGCCAAAUAAAUCACAAAGUUUUAAUUAUUGAGUCAUACUAAUUACACGUUUUGUCAAUUGAAUUUGUCAUCUAACCUCCGUGUGAUGUUAACGGUUAAUGAUGUGGUGUCGUUUUAAGAAUAGAACAAAAACCUAAAAAAUCAAAAACGGUACGUCUAAUCUACACGUACUCUUCUCUUCUUUCUCUACUCACUAUAGAACCCUAAUUCAUACUAAAACUCCAUAUCAUCUCUUCUCCAAAUCAUUAUCAUCUAUAUUUUUUCUUCUCCUCUGUUUUAAACCUACAAAUUGGAUUUUACUGAUAUGGUGGUAAGGAAAAAGCUUCCACUACGUCAAGGAGGCAGAGGCAGAGAACCUAUACCCGAUGAUGGUGAUGAAAUAGGGUCGGCUCUGUCUAAAGGUUAUGACGGAGAUGAGUGUGAACCUAUACCCGGUGAUGAUUGUGAGGCUAUUGUUGAUGAUCCGGGUGAUGAGAUCGAAGAAGAUGGGAAUGAGAUUUUAGAAGAAGAAGAAGAAGAAGAAGAAGAAGGAUGUGGCGUACAAACUGAAGAAGAAACUUGUGAAGUUUUUUCAUCCCGCUUUGGAGAUGUUGCAAGUAAUGAUGGAGACGAGAACGAUGAGAGUGGAGAUGAUGAUUGCUGGAAUGAGGAUAAUAUCCCUGAUCCUGUAAUAUCUGAUGAUGAGGAAGAAGAUGCGAGAAGGGAAGCUUGUGAGGAUGCCGCAUCAGCCGAUGAGGUCUUAGCAUUGGGGAAGAUGUUUUCGUCUGCAUCAGAGUUCAAGCAAGCUCUUCUUAGAUAUUCUUUGAAAACACGAUAUGAUAUAAAGCUUUACAUAUCAACACAAAUGAAGCUUGGAGCUGUUUGUUCUGACACUGAGUAUGAUUGUCCUUGGAGAGUGUAUUGUUCGUAUGAGAAGCGAAAACAUAAACUACAGAUAAAGGUUUAUGUUAAUGAACACGCUUGUAUACGUUCUGGUUACUCGAAGAUGUUGAAGCCUUCAUCAAUUGCGCAGCUGUUCACGGAAAGGUUGAGGGUGAAUCCUAAGCUUACAGCUAAGGAAAUUGGUGAAGAGAUCAAGAGAACAUGCAACUUGAUUGUUACUGAAGACCAGUGUCAAAAAGCUAAGACUAAAGUCACAAGAGAAAGAAGAGCAAGCCAUGAAAAACACUUUUCUCGAAUCUGGGAUUAUGAAGCAGAGCUUCGAAAGACUAAUCCGGGAACCAUAACUGAGAUAGUGACGAUUCCUGGACAAACACCAAGAAGCAAGCAAAGGUUUGAUCGUAUCUACAUUUGUUUUGAAGCACAACGUGCAGCUUGGAAGUCGACUUGUAGACCUAUCAUAGGACUAGAUGGUGCAUUUCUGAAAUGGGAUGUGAAAGGCCAAUUGAUUGCUGCUGUCGGAAGAGAUGGAGAUAACAGAAUUGUGCCAAUUGCGUGGGCGGUCGUAGAGAUUGAAAAUGACAUUAAUUGGGCAUGGUUUGUGAAUCAUCUAAAAGUGAAUUUACAACUCGGUGAUGGCAGCAAUUUCACAUUCAUAUCCGAUAAGCAAAAGGUAGAUAUCUUGGUGUACGUUGUUUGUUUCGGUAAAGUUAUGUCUUACAUUUUUUUUUGAAGGGUCUGGUGAAAGCUGUUCACCUCGAACUUCCCAAUGCAGAACAUCGCAUGUGUGCGAGACACAUUCUUGGAAACUGGAAGAGAGACAGCCACGACCCACAACUAGAGAGACUGUUCUGGAAAAUAGCCCGUAGCUACACCUUAGGAGAUUUUACAGAGCAUAUGAAUGCAUUGAAGAGCUACAAUCAGCUGGCGCAUCAAACUCUUCAAGCCACCAAUCCGCAUACAUGGUCUCGAGCUUACUUUAAGGUUGGUUCUUGUUGCAAUGAUAAUUUGAACAACCUGAAUGAAUCUUUUAACAAAACCAUUCCAGAGGCUAGGAGAAAACCACUACUUGAAAUGUUAGAAGAUAUUAGGCGACAAUGUAUGGUAAGCACAGCAAAAAGGUCUAUCAUCGCUAAUAGAUUGAAGACUAGAUACACAAAGAGGGCACAUAUUGCAAUAGAAACUGCUAUAGCUAAGUCUCAAGACUGUAUUAGAUACAUGGCUACGGGUAAUGUCUAUGAAAUUGACUAUCAUGACUGCUCGUAUAGCGUUGAUAUGGGUCUGAAGACAUGUGGUUGCGGGAUGUGGCAGUUGAAUGGAAUUCCUUGUAACCAUGCUGCUUGUGUGAUCACCUCAAAGAAACAGAAAGUUGAUGACUAUGUUUCUGAUUAUUACACUACCAUAAGAUGGAGAAAAACUUAUGAAUGUAGUAUUAGACCUGUGGAAGGGAUGAAGAUAUGGCCUAUGCUGAACAGGUUACCAGUCUUACCUCCACCAAAUAGGUUGGGUAAUAGAGGAAGACCAAGCACUUAUGCCAGACGGAAAAGUGCAAAUGAAUCAUCAUCUUUCUCUAGUAAAACCAAGCUAAGUCGUGCAAGGCGUGUCAUGACAUGCUCUAAUUGUAGAGAAGAAGGACAUACCAAGCCGAGAUGUUCGAAACCAACAGUUGAACCGGAACCUAAACGUCCACGGGGUCGGCCAAAGAAUGAUCAGGGAGGAUCACAAGGUGGAUCACAAGUUGGAUCACAAGAUUGAUGGUCGUAUGAUGCAUCUGUUGUUUCUUUUGUUGUUCUUUUUAUCUGUUUCAAACUAUAACUGUUGCUGAGAUAUUCCUUUUUUUCAAGAUAUCGUUGCUUUUCUUGUCAAAGUUGGAUUUCGUAUGUUUUAUGAAACUAUCCAUGUGUCCUUUAGUUACUGCCUUUUGUGAUGGUUUUUCUUUGUAUCAGUUGUAAAGUUUGCUUGCGUAACAAGUUUUGAGUUUCUUAUUUUCUUUGGCAUCGUUCAUCUCUUAUUCUCAGAGCAUAAUCAUUAAAAUAACAAAAACAAACCAGAAAUCUACUGUUAAUGCAUGUCUGUUUGUCAUUACGAGAAAAAUGUCACACUGAAAUUAACAAAAACCAGUUUGCACAUGUUCAAAAAUAACAGAAUUUUUUUAAAAAAACAAAAUCCAAUUCGCUCGUGCCGAGAAGCACCACUUCCUGAGCUUCCUCAUCAAUCUCUUCUACUAGAGAUCCCUUGGUGCCACUGAUCUCAUGUAGUCCACUGUCUCCUCAAAGUAUGGUUUCCGGGGUGUGACCAGUAAAACCACUCGAACAUAAAAUCC